Parnassius apollo (apollo) is the source of this 366-nucleotide messenger RNA. The record is from the annotation of a GenBank genome assembly. NCBI's taxonomy places the organism in Eukaryota, Metazoa, Arthropoda, Insecta, Lepidoptera, Papilionidae.
AUGAAAAUAGAUAGACGUAAUGAGACGUCCCAACAAGCCGAGUUGCGGAGGCUUGAGAAGGCGGUGCGUGUGGCUGCAAAUAGAGCUGCGGGACACAAAAACAGGCCCAAGAGUGGCGCCAACAGUAUGCUGAGGAUCUGCCAUCUCAACGAGCUGCUGAAACUUCAGAACAGUCCCAAGCUCGACGCUGAGUAUCUGAUGCUGCAGAGUCACAAGACGCGUGAACAGUCACAAGCUCGACAUCAGCAGCAGGCGUUUCACAUGGCGUCCCAAAGAGCCACUGAAACAUUUGAAGCAGCUAAAUCUCGCAGACGCGCUGUUGCUGAAAUGGCUGCACAACGACGUCAAACAUUUACAAGUGUUUAG